AUGAAACCAUCUACUCUCUACUCUUCUCUACCCUGGGUCAUCACGUCCCUCUUCACGGUAGCUGUUCAUGGCGCUCCUACAGGGACAAAGUCGAAUCCUCCCCUACGAGGCUCCGAGAAUCUGCUGGGUUACUCGGGCUCCAACACCGUGACGGACCAGUCCACCGAUGAUAUCCCCUAUGUCCCGGUGCCAGGACAGACGGAUUCCGCUGACCUCGGCGUAUACCUGGACUUUGACGAUGUUGAGAACCCGCAACCGGUCCGUGGAAGCACGGGAGGAACUGACCCUGGACCUCGCAACGACUACUACGAUCGGAUGAACAGCGAUAAGCUGGCCCCUCCGGGAACGGACAAUGGCCAGACGAUCAAUGCCCAAUGGCCUAUGGGUGAGCUGGGAUUGAAUGAGUCUGGAUGGGCUCGGCAAGAGAACGAGGUGGUGAUGCCGGGCGCGACCGACAUGGCUGGAGUGGAUAUGCGCCUAGAAGCAGGUGCCUAUCGGGAGCUGCAUUGGCAUGUGGCAUCGGAAUGGUCUCUGGUGUUGAACGGAUCGUGUCGGAUCGAGGCCGUUAAUGAGAACGGACAAACUUUCGUCGAUGACGUGAGUGCCGGUGAUGUCUGGUUCUUCCCUCCCGGUGUUCCGCAUUCCAUCCAAGCCCUCGACUCGGGCGUCGAGUUUCUCCUCAUCUUCGACGACGGGUCCUUUUCCGAGGAUAAUACCUUCCUCGCUACUGAAGUGUUUGCUCAUCAACCGCGCGAAGUUCUUUCUAAAAACUUCGACCUCCCCGUCGCCGCUUUCGACGACAUCCCCGAAGAUGAACUCUAUAUCUUCCCUGGCACUCCGGCACCGCAAAACAUCUCCGAGCAGAAUGUAACCGGCUCCGCAGGCGUCCUGCCUCAGUCUCAAAGCUACUCGUAUCACUUCUCCGAGCAGCCCGCACACGAAGUGCAAGGCGGGUCCGUCAAGAUCGUCGACUCCCUCACUUUCCCGAUCUCCUCCAACACGGCCGCCGCGCUGGUGACAGUGCACCCAGGUGGCAUGCGUGAAAUUCACUGGCACCCGAGCAGCGAUGAAUGGACCUUCUUCAUCAGCGGCAAGGCACGCGCGACCCUGUUCACGGCGCCCAGCACGGCUACGACGUUCGAUUACCGCCCGGGUGAUGUAGGAUACUUCCCGCAGAGCAACAGCCAUUAUAUUGAGAACACAGGAGAUGAGGAUUUGGUGUUUCUGGAAGUGCUGCAGACGGAUGAAUUCACCGAUAUCUCAUUGGGCCAGUGGAUCGGAUCCACGCCGAAGCAGAUUGUCGCGGAUACGCUGCACCUGCCGCAGAGUGCGCUGGAUCGGCUGAAGACGGAGAAGAUUUGCUAUUGUGGGAUGUUUGAUGAUCUUUAUGAUACUGAUGACUGGACAUAUUGUAAUGGGACAUAUUUUUUUGUCAUUUUGUUAUGA
Aspergillus welwitschiae is the source of this 1446-nucleotide messenger RNA. RefSeq names its product putative oxalate decarboxylase. The coding region runs from base 1 to 1446 and encodes 481 amino acids. Gene Ontology annotation, biological process: oxalate metabolic process. NCBI's taxonomy places the organism in Eukaryota, Fungi, Ascomycota, Eurotiomycetes, Eurotiales, Aspergillaceae. The record is from RefSeq and is a predicted model, not a curated record. The transcript is spliced from 8 exons.